Messenger RNA from Anoplophora glabripennis (Asian longhorned beetle), 869 nucleotides. RefSeq names its product proteasome assembly chaperone 2. Gene Ontology annotation, biological process: proteasome assembly. Lineage: Eukaryota; Metazoa; Arthropoda; Insecta; Coleoptera; Cerambycidae. Bases 46 to 822 code for a protein of 258 amino acids. Gene Ontology annotation, cellular component: cytosol; nucleus. The transcript has a single exon. The record is from RefSeq and is a predicted model, not a curated record.
AUUAUAAUUAUAGGUUAUGUUUUACUGUAUCGGUAAUACUGAUGAAUGAUUAUUGUAAUUUUGAAUUAUCAUCAUUGUAGUUGUGAAUACUGUGCUAAUAUAAUGAAUUUAAUAAAUAUAGAUGGCGGGCAAAUAAAUUUUUCAGACUUUAAAUUGAUUAUACCAAGUGUGUCAGUUGGAAAUGUUCCUCAAUUAACAGUAGAUUUAUUAAUAACCACGUUUGACUUUAAAAGAGUAUCCACAAUUUGGCAUCCAGCGAUACUAUCGUCGAUUGGAAGUGAUCCAUAUUACUCAAACAUAUCGGAGAUAUAUACAGCUUGUGAACUGUACAUUAACGAAGAGUUAAAACUGGCUACAAUACAGAUAAGAUCAACUGUGGAGAAUAAAUUAGCUGUGAAGUUUUUUAAUGACUUGCGAGGCCUAGUACAACAUUUAAAUUUUAAGCAUACAUUUAUACUGUCAAGUGCGUUUGAUUACGAGUUGCAUAACGUUCUUAGUGAGAAAUUUUACUUUGUUAGUACUAGUGAAAAUAAUGAAGUCAUGGAAAUUAAUCAUAUAAAGCCUUUACAGCCUGCAUUGAACGGGAAAUACUGCUUAAAUGGCGGUGGAUUUGCUGUCAAACUUUUCCAAACGCUUCAACAAACUUUAUCUUGUACAUUAUUGAUAAAAUACGUAUCGGAAGGGGAUAAUCGGCCAGAUGCAGUUAUGAUGUUGCAAAGAUUAUUUGCCGUACUCGGAACAGCAGAAAUUCCUCAAAGGAUAAAAUGUCCCUCUUCAUGGCAGUUCGUAUUUGGAGGACCCCCGCCAUUGGGUAUAUAUUAACAGCUAUAUUGGUGUAAAUAUUUAUUAAUAAACUUAUAUAAAUAUUU